Messenger RNA from Lottia gigantea (owl limpet), 1161 nucleotides. RefSeq lists its product as hypothetical. Gene Ontology annotation, cellular component: synapse; neuron projection; membrane. Gene Ontology annotation, biological process: regulation of membrane potential; monoatomic ion transmembrane transport; chemical synaptic transmission. Lineage: Eukaryota; Metazoa; Mollusca; Gastropoda; Lottiidae. Bases 1 to 1161 code for a protein of 386 amino acids. The record is from RefSeq and is a predicted model, not a curated record. The transcript has 6 exons. Gene Ontology annotation, molecular function: extracellular ligand-gated monoatomic ion channel activity; neurotransmitter receptor activity; transmembrane signaling receptor activity.
AUGUACUUUGAUAUUGUUCUGAUUACAGACGGUCCUGUCAUUGUUCAUGCUGAUAUAUUGUUAAGAUCAAUGGGACCAAUUUCAGAGCUAGACAUGGUAUAUUCCUUGGAUUGCUAUUUCCGACAAACAUGGGUGGACCAACGCUUGUCUCUGAAUAUAUCAUUAGAAAAUGUUUCACUUGGCAUCAAAAUCUUGGAGAGAAUCUGGCAUCCUGAUACUGUCUUCUACAAUGGACAGAAUUCCUAUCUACAUAUCAUCACGACUCCAAAUAAAUUCCUGCGAAUAAGUCCUGAUGGUGGAAUUCUUUAUUCGCAAAGACUGACGAUUCGAGCUAAUUGCAUGAUGAAUCUAAAGAAGUUCCCACUGGAUAUUCAGCAAUGUCCGCUUUAUUUUGGAAGUUUUGCUUACUCCACUUCUGAUGUGAAAUAUAAAUGGCGAGGGAAGUUGACGUCACCAGUAGAUAUUUAUCCCCAUCUAACCUUAUCCACUUUUGAUCUGAUUGGUUAUCCUAUGACAAAUUAUACCAGCAUGGUGAAAGGAGAAUACCAUUCAGUACUAGCAGUGAAGUUUUAUUUAAGACGACAUGCUGGAUAUUUUAUUAUACAAGUGUAUGUACCAUGUGCCUUACUCGUUGUUCUCUCUUGGGUAUCUUUUUGGAUCAACAGGGAAGCUACUGCUGAUAGAAUAGCUCUAGGAACAACCACAGUUUUAACGAUGACCAUAUUGGGCAUUGAAAAUAGAAACGACUUUCCUAAAGUAUCGUAUAUUACUGCCCUAGAUUUAUACAUAGCGGUUUGUUUUGUGUUUGUAUUGUCAACUACUGUAGAAUUUGCUAUAGUUCAUUCCUUCACUAAAUAUGGUACAGGUGAACCAAUUUUAUCAGAAUCUACAGAUGAUGACGAGAGCGAAGAAGAGGUAACAAACUUUCGAAAAUAUUUUGUCUUUUUAUUUGUAAGGACGUGUACCACCUUCUGGUGGCUAAGUCUAUAUAAAUGCUGCACAUAUCACAUUGAAUCUAUCCCCUGCAUAAUGCAGCAAGCAUUUUAUGUAUAUAAUUUGGCAGAUGGCCCAUGUAAGAUUCUUCACAAACUCAAUUCAUCUCCUUUUUACAUCAAUAACUAUUACCUGAUUGGUUGUCUCCCUUCCGCGUUACUGUCAUAG